Prunus armeniaca (apricot) is the source of this 1137-nucleotide messenger RNA. NCBI's taxonomy places the organism in Eukaryota, Viridiplantae, Streptophyta, Magnoliopsida, Rosales, Rosaceae. The record is from the annotation of a GenBank genome assembly.
AUGAACACCCAAGAGCUGGAACUGCAAUCCAGAGUUGAGAACCAGAGACCAGAUUCACCUAGAGAAACCGGCCUACAUUCUUCUCCCAACGGGCCAAAGCUUCCCAAUUACAGGUGGUGGCUUCGGGUGAUCAUCUACAUCCUCUUUCUUCUCACAGGCCAAUCUGCAGCCACCCUCUUGGGAAGACUAUACUACGACAAAGGUGGCAAUAGCAAAUGGAUGGCAACGUUUGUUCAAUCAGCAGGCUUCCCAAUUCUUCUUCCUCUCCUCUGUUUUUUCCCAUCAUCAACCAAGUUAACCACAAACCCUGUUCACACCACUACUUCCUCUGCAACCAAAAUACCAAAGCUCUCUACUCUUGCCUUGCUCUACCUCGCGUUCGGUCUACUCUUGACCGGAGACAACAUGAUGUAUUCCUAUGGCCUUCUGUAUCUCCCAGUCUCCACUUACUCUUUACUAUGUGCAACUCAAUUGGCCUUCAAUGCAUUUUUCUCCUUCUUUCUUAAUUCCCAAAAGUUCACUCCUUUUAUCCUCAACUCUUUAGUUCUUGUUACCAUGUCUGCAUCGCUUCUCGCAAUCAAUGCAGACUCCGAAAACAAUACCAAUAAUAUCCCCAAAAGAAAGUAUGUGACUGGUUUCCUAUGCACACUUGGUGCCUCUGCUACUUACUCAUUGUACCUUUCCCUGGUACAACUUUCGUUCCAGAAGGUUAUAAAAUCGGAGACAUUUUCGACUGUUUUGAACAUGCAAAUAUACCCAUCAUUUUUUGCAACAUGUGGUUGUGUAGUUGGACUUUUUGCCAGUGGGGAAUGGAAGGGUUUGGAAAGUGAGAUGAAGGAAUACAAGCAAGGAAGGGUCUCUUAUAUAAUGACUCUGUUUUGGACUGCUGUGACAUGGCAAAUUUCCUCUGUGGGUUUGUUGGGGUUGAUUUUUGAAGUGUCUUCUCUGUUCUCCAAUGUCAUCAGUACUUUGGCUCUGCCUCUUGUUCCCAUUCUUGCUGUAAUAUUUUUCCACGAUAAGAUGGACGGGGUGAAGGUGAUGGCGAUGUUGUUGGCAAUCUGGGGCUUUCUUUCCUAUAUCUAUCAGAAUUAUCGAGAUGUCUCAGAAUCGAAGGCAAAAGAAAGUAAUGACAAUUAA